Messenger RNA from Rotaria sordida, 870 nucleotides. The record is from the annotation of a GenBank genome assembly. Lineage: Eukaryota; Metazoa; Rotifera; Eurotatoria; Philodinida; Philodinidae.
AUGAUUUGUCUUAUUUUUGUUUUAUUAAUUUCAACUGUUGUAUCAAGUUCAAUAUAUCGACCAGUUGUUCUUAUGCAUGGUAUAUCAUCAACAGCUGCUGGUAUGGAAGAAUUAGCUGGUUGGAUUCGAACAUCUUUUCCUGGUAUUUAUGUUAUAUCAGUUGAAAUAGGUAAUGGUAAAGAAGAUUCAUUUUUAUUACCAAUUGAUAAACAAGUUGAACAAUUUUGUGAAAUUGUUUAUAGUGAUACACAUCUUCGUCAAGGUUUUAAUAUAGUUGGAUAUUCUCAAGGAAGUAUUAUUGUACGUGGUGCAAUUGAAAGAUGUUCAUUACCUGUUUAUAAUUUAAUAACAUUAAGUGGUAUUCAUCAAGGUAUUUUUGGUAUACCAUAUCUUUUACAACUUCCUGAAGAAUUUCGUGAAUUAAUUACUAAAUAUGCAUAUGAAAAUCCAGUACAAAAUGCAAUUAGUGCAGCAAAUUAUUGGCGUGAUCCAAAUCAAUUAAAUAGAUAUAUAUCUGAUUGUCAUUUUCUUCCAGAUAUAAAUAAUGAACGUGGAAUACCAAAUCAAAUAUAUCGUCAAAAUAUGAUUAAAUUAAAUGCUUUCGUUAUGACUUAUUCUGAUAUUGAUCAAGUUGUUACGCCGAAAGAAUCAGGUUUAUUUAUGGGUUAUCAACCAAAUUCAUUUAAUAUUGAAACAUGGAAUAAUUCAAGACAAUUUAAAGAAGAUCUUAUUGGAUUAAGAACAUUAUGGGAACAAGGAAAAUUAUUUACUUUUACUUCUCAUGUACGUCAUCAAGAUGUUACACAUGCACCUAAUAAAGAUUUUAUUAUGAAAAAUAUUUUACCUUUUUUUAACAAUACACUUUCAUAA